This is a messenger RNA of Pestalotiopsis fici W106-1, 810 nucleotides long. RefSeq lists its product as uncharacterized. The record is from RefSeq and is a predicted model, not a curated record. Lineage: Eukaryota; Fungi; Ascomycota; Sordariomycetes; Amphisphaeriales; Sporocadaceae. The transcript has a single exon. Bases 1 to 810 code for a protein of 269 amino acids.
AUGACUCGAUCAAGGGGUCGCCAGCCUGGCAUACAUACCAAGCACCUGACGGAAGAAGACCGCAGGCAUGUCCGCAUCCUGUACCUCGAGGGCGGGAAAUCCAAGGAAGAGAUCCAGCAGCGAACCGGCUUUUCAGCUGCCCAGGUCCGACGAGCCAUUUCAUCCGAAUCGACAGCAAUCGGUAAACGAAGUGGUCGACCGUCAAAGAUACCCAAGCCCAUAAUCGACGGAUCGAGCUGGUCGCAGCCCAUUUACUUCGAUUCUCCGCAAGCCCUUGGCCACUGGCUAGCUUACAACCACAACUCAAAGCCGGAGCUCUUUGUGGGCUACUAUAAGAAACACACGGGCCGAGCAGUCUUGACGUGGUCAGAUGCCGUUGACGAGGCUUUGUGCUGGGGCUGGAUCGAUGGAAUGAAACGCAAGGUGGAUGAUGACCGCAUGGCGCAGCGAUUCACCCCCAGGACCAAGUACAGCCAUUGGAGUCGCGUCAACGUCGACAAGAUGGCCUUGCUGGAGGCUGCCGGACGCGUUCGCGAGCCUGGCCGGAUCGCUUUUGCGAGGCGCCUCGAGGAAAACACGGCCCAGAUGAGCCACGAGCGCGAUGUCGUCCUUCGCGACGAUUUCAUUGAGCGGCUAAGGAUUGCGGGACCCGCAAAUUUCUAUCUCGCACAACGAACCCCGGGUUACAGGCGCCAAGUCUUCCACUGGAUCAUGACUGCGAAGCGGCCAGAGACACAGGAGCGUCGAUUCCAGGAGUUAAUGGUCAGCUCAGCCCAGGGCGAAGAUGUCAAACACUUUCGACGAAAGUGA